GAUUGGCAUAGCUCUUCGUCCCCAUAACUCCAAAGUCAAGCCCGGUCUGCGUCCGUUGCGCUCACAGCGAAUCUAUCUCGUGUUGCGUUAGCGCGGAACAAUUCGGCGGAGUGGGGCCCACCCGGGGAGUUAAGACCCAUGUUCCUUUCGGACCUUUCACCCCGCUCCAUCUUUGCUGGCAUUGUCGAGCGGCAUCUUUGUACAAUCCGGGGUCUUCGCGGCGAUGUACGACAUCUUCUACGCGUCUCUUCUGGCUACCAGAUGCGCGCUACAAAUAGACUAUAUGUGACUGCCACAAGAACGUAGCUUUGGGUUGAGCACGACAACUUUUCAACAUGGCUGGCCACGCGAUUGCAAUGCAGCCAAGACGCGCUUUUCCUCCAACGCCUUUGCAUUCAGGGUUCAUGAGCCCAUGUCGCUUCGAAGGGGAAGUUCAGAACUUAUCAGUCCGUGGUGAGAUACCUUCAGAGAUCGAUGGCACUUUCUACAGAGUCAUGCCAGACCCACAGUUGCCUCCCUUUAUCGAGAACGAUCCUUGGUUCAAUGGCGACGGCAAUAUCAGCGCUUUCAAAAUCAAAGGUGGCAGUUCCCACUUCAAACAGAGAUAUGUCCGGACAGAGAAAUUCGUACGAGAGCGAGAGGCGAAGAGAGCCUUGAUUGGCAAAUAUCGCAACAAAUUCACUGAUGCUGUUGAGUUCAAAGUGCGCAGCACCGCAAAUACCAACGUGUUCCAUUUCAAUGGAAAGCUUCUUGCAUGCAAAGAAGACUCCCCUCCUUAUGCUCUAGAUCCGGAAACCCUGGAAACACUUCGGUUGGAAGACUUCAAUGGCCAACUACCUUCUUUGACUUUUACAGCUCAUCCGAAACUGGACGGAAAUGAGCUGUUGGGGUUUGGAUAUGAAGCAAAAGGCGAUGGCACGCCAGAUAUCUGCUACUUUUCCAUUGAUUCUACAGGCACCUUCACUGAGACUGUAUGGCUUGUCUCGCCUGUCGUUGCUAUGAUACAUGACUUCGCUAUUACAGAAAACUGGGUUUUAUUCCCAAUCAUCCCACAGACAUGCGAUCUUGAGCGGAUGAAGCAGGGCGGCGAACACUGGCAGUGGAAUCCGGAUAUCCCAUUCUACCUCGGAGUCUUACCUCGCCGUGGUGCAUCUGGAACCAAUGUCAAGUGGUUUCGCGCACCGAACGCGUUCCCCGGACACACAGUCAACGCCUACGAGGAUGAUUCCGGAAAUAUCGUCUUCGAUCUGCCUCUCACAGACAAAAACGUUUUCUUCUGGUGGCCAGAUGCCCAAGGCAACGCACCUAAUCCCGAGCAGAUUGCGGCGCAGCUCGUUCGUUUCACUUUCGAUCCUCGUUCAGAAGAUUUAGAUCUUCCACAGCACGAAAUUAUCAGUGGAGUCGAUUGCGAAUUUCCACGCGUCGACGACAGAUUCGUGGGGAGGAAGCACUCGCAUGCCUUUUUCAACGUCAUGGAUUCGACGCUCGGCACUGACUUUCCCAACACAAUGCCGAAGAUGGGAGGCGGUUAUGCUCCUUACAACUCCUUAGGCCACCUGAAUUACCAAACCAUGGCGAUUGAAAAGUAUUUCCCUGGGCCUACACAUUUUGUUCAGGAACCCGUAUUUGUCGCAAGGAAAGGCUCGACCACUGCAGAGGGUGACGGGUGGGUUAUCGCUCUUGUCAAUAACGCCGCCACUAUGGCUAGCGAACUCCAUAUCGUAGACACGAGAAACUUCGGGAAAGCGCAGGCAAUUAUUGAUUUGCCUAUUCGAUUGAGAGCUGGCUUACAUGGUAAUUGGGUCGAUAGUCAAGACUUGAAGCUAUCGACAUAGUUAUGAUGAUCGGUAGACAGGAGUGAACAAAAGCCGCUUGCAAUUCAUCGCUCGGUUGCAGAUACAUUCCCGUCACGCUUAAACGAAUAAGAGUUCUAUUGAAGAUUGUCACUCACGAGCAGAUUUGCC
Molecule: messenger RNA, 1964 nt
Organism: Alternaria alternata
Lineage: Eukaryota; Fungi; Ascomycota; Dothideomycetes; Pleosporales; Pleosporaceae
Product: putative lignostilbene dioxygenase
Exons: 4
Coding region: 336-1835 (499 amino acids)
Biological process (GO): carotene catabolic process
Molecular function (GO): carotenoid dioxygenase activity
Source: RefSeq, a predicted model, not a curated record